AUGCAGUACUUCAUGCUUCCUGCUGCUCUCAUGACCGCAUCCGGUAUGCUGGCCAAUGCUGCGCCCGUCAGUAGCGGUGCCAGUGCGAACCAGAAAGGUGCUCAAGGUCUUGAGCCUAUGGCUCCUUCUGCUACGCGCCCUGGUGAGCCGCUUGUCGUCUCGUGGGGACCAGCCUCCGGUAAUUCAGACUGGAAGCACAUGAAUGUGUCGCUUGUCGCCCUCAGUGAAAACGGCAAGAACAAGGUGACUCAUCUUGCUACGGACGUUGAUGGCACUGAUGCAAAGAACAACACGCUACGUACCAAGGCACCUAAGCAUUUGGGUAACAGUGAUUCGACCAACUAUGUGAUUCGCUUUACCGACGGUAAGGAACACAAGGACUCGCCGAAGUUCACUAUCGAGCACAAGAACCACACAUACUCAAAGCUGAGUGCGCGCCACGGCGAUUCGCACUCAAGUGCAUCCUCGAGUGCAUCGGACGCCGAUAGUAAUGGUGCAAGUUCCAUUGAUUCGAGCGACAUCUCAGCUAUCAUCCAGCAGAUGCUAAGCUCGGGCCACGCUGCCGGCGGGCGUAGUGCUGCUGCUGCAAAAGCUGGUGGUGAUGAUGUGGAACAGAGCGGUGCUGACGGCCUUGAGGAUGAAGAAGAGCAAGAAGACGACGGAGCUACCAAGGUAAUGAGCUCCUCAUCGUCUUCAUCGUCGUCGUCCAAGGGGCAGCUGCCGACGCCUGUGACUAUCGAUGGCGUCAUGUACGUUCCAAUGGUCGGCUCGUCUCUGCCAAGCAAUCUUCCAACGUCUGGCUUGGGACUUGCUAAGUCCAAUUCGACAACCGGCGAUGGUUCAAGCAGCAGCAAGAGCCGUCACCACGCUAAGCAAACGCACAAACCGGACAGUCGUGAUGCUUGGUCAGAUAUUGCGCAGUCAAUGGACGCUGCUGAAGCUAAGCACCGUCACCACGGCAAAUCGUCCUCGUCGUCAAGUGGAGAGACGGAUAGCGACAUGAUGGGUGUGCGUAAUGCGGCUGUUUCUAUGCCGUCGACGUCAAAGAAUCACCGCCACAACGGAAAGUCAUCGUCAACGACGUCCCCAUCGUCAUCGAGCAAGAGCCACCACCACAAACACUCUAACAGCCGUGGUUCAGGCAGUGCCCACGGUCGUAACGCUGCUGCUUCUACAUCAGGAAGCCCAUCGUCUUCUUCGUCGAGCAAGAAGCACAAGGGUCACCAUGGCGGACAGCAGAAGCUUCAUUCGUCAACAACUGGCGCAUCGUCCAGCCACGAUUCUAAGUCUUCGUCAGCACCCGGCAGCUCGAGUGCUUCAAGUCAGUCCAGCUCGACCAAUGGUUCUUCGAGCUCGGGCAGCAGCAGUAGCUCCUCGAGCGCAUCACCCAGUGGUGGUGCACCCGCUGGCAAGAAUGCUGCGGCUUCCGGUGGCAGCAGCCAAGGAGGAGGCAGCGACAGCCCAAGCGGUGGUAACGGUGGCGGCGGCCCUACGGGUGGAGAAAUGACAGUGGCGACACCGCCUUAUGCGGCACAGUGCCAACCUCUCAAGAUUACGUGGAAGGGUGGUGAGCCACCGUUCCGCCCCAAAAUCACGGCUGACGGUGACGUCAGCAAUGUGCUAUCGCUCUUGGAUGAGACGUCUGACACAGGUCUGACCUGGAAAGUGAAUGUGGCUGAGGGCCAGAAAUUCACAAUCAGCGUUUGCGACGCGACUGGCCAGUGUCAAGCAUCGGCACCUGUCGGUCCUGUAGGCAAAGGCCCAGGUGACUGCUUGAACGGCGAUGGUGCGCAGAAACGUUCAUUCGCCAAGCGGGGUGGUACAACAGGCUCUUGGGACGAUGAGACAUCGUCGUCUUCGUCAUCGAGCGGCCGUAACCACAACACGCGCACGAAGAGCUCAUCCAGCAGUUCAAGUCCUUCGGCAUCGUCUUCAUCCACCUCUGCCAUUAACCUGAACAGGCUAACUUCAUUGACAUCGGUGCCCUCGGCCGCUGCUUCGUCAAUUCUCAGUUCCUUGCCUUCGGUCUCCUUCUUCCGAGGUAUGGACCCAUUGGCAGGACUCGGCUCGCUGUUCUCGCGUGAGAGUGGCUCCUUGUCGAGUACGUCAUCGUCGCCCAUGGCUUCGCGUUCCAUGACUCGUUCUCGCGCAGCGCCAACUUCGACGUCGUCGCGCCGUCGUCACCAUGGCACUCAGAGCGCGAGUCAGGGCAGUAGUGAGGCCCUCGAUGGACAGAUGACACGCUCGUUGCACGAUGAGCAGUCGAAUGGCCGAGACCAGGAUCUGAUGGAUGUCUUGGCACAGGGCAUCAUGGGUGACUCGGGCUUGUCGCCAAGCCAAAUCAGUGAAUACUUCCACAGCUCCGGACACUCAACGUCAGACCACCAGCGUCACGGCCAGAUGUCUAUGACUGUGGACUACCACCGCGGCACGCAAAGUGUUUCGAUGAGUAGCUAA
Molecule: messenger RNA, 2457 nt
Organism: Malassezia globosa CBS 7966
Lineage: Eukaryota; Fungi; Basidiomycota; Malasseziomycetes; Malasseziales; Malasseziaceae
Exons: 1
Coding region: 1-2457 (818 amino acids)
Source: RefSeq, a predicted model, not a curated record